AAUGCGUUCUUAAAGCCUGCAUUGUUCCGCUUUUAGUUACAGUAAAGCCCUUACUUAUAAAAUGCCAAAAUUGCAAAUGAGACUUCUUAUUGGAAAACCUUUAUGAAUUGCCUAUCACAAUGAUAUUUCUAUACUCGUUCUAAAACCAAACAAAUUAAACUCAAUAAUAGUUUUAAAAUCAAUAAUAAACUCCAAUUAUAAUUUUCUAUUUCAUAUAUGAAAAAAAUUAUUCAAUUACUUUUGGCACGUUUAAAAAAGUAUUUAUAAACUAAAUUGACGAAUUAAAUUUAUUUGUCAUUCAAAUCAAUCAUAAUCACAAAUUGUUCAUUGGUUUCUAUUCGAGCAAAUAGGCAAUGCCUUAUACCUAUGCCCUAAAAUUAAUCUCGAUGUUCAAUUUUGAAAAUCAGCCAAGUAAAACCAAUUAAAAGUUCAAAUAUUUUCCCUAUUCCAUUCUCAUGUUAACGUUUGUUGCGUGAUCUCUAUAACUAUAGUAAUUCAAAUGUAUCUAUUUAUUUCUAUUUUAUUCAAUUUAGAAUCUAAAAAUGGUCAACAAUUCUAACAAAUAACCUAAACCAGAAUCUGAAUCAAGUUGGUCAUCAACAAUCAUGUCAGUUAAAAAUUUUAGAUGUAGCCUUAUCAUUAUUUUGGGGUUUGCUUUAGUCCGUGAAGUGGUUUUUAGUAAAAAUUGCUUUAAACUGAAAUUUCUAUCAGUUAGAACCAGCGAUACGAAAUUCUACCGCUUAAGUGCAACCCUAAACGAAGACUCUACCUUAACGGUUAUCACAAAUGUUCUCAAAGAUGUUCCAGGUCCGAUGUGGAAAUUUGCUGUUAUAGAAUAUUUAAAAGGCACAACCAACACUAAAAUACACUUCAAUGGCUUACUUAACACCUGUGAUUGGUUCAAAACUUUAAAUAAUAUAAGAAUCCUUCGACAAUUGGUUACGCCAAUCUUUAAGGAUCCUAAAAAAGGCAACUUUAGCUUUGACUGUCCAUUUCGUGUAGGGGUUUAUGUGUUGAAAGAUGUUGAUGUGCCAGCUCAAUCUGGUGCUGGUAUUAUGAAAUAUACGUACAAGCCCAACUCUAUAUACCUCAUAUCUUUUAAAGUUGUACAGCGUUUGACGAAAAAUAAAAUGGAGAAACUAGGUAAAGUCGAGAUGAAUUCUACUAUUACUGAAAUUUGCUAGGUCACUUCUAAUGUGGAUUGGAUUAAAAUAAAUA
Eupeodes corollae is the source of this 1218-nucleotide messenger RNA. RefSeq lists its product as uncharacterized. NCBI's taxonomy places the organism in Eukaryota, Metazoa, Arthropoda, Insecta, Diptera, Syrphidae. The transcript is spliced from 2 exons. The coding region runs from base 606 to 1184 and encodes 192 amino acids. The record is from RefSeq and is a predicted model, not a curated record.